Molecule: messenger RNA, 900 nt
Organism: Hemibagrus wyckioides
Lineage: Eukaryota; Metazoa; Chordata; Actinopteri; Siluriformes; Bagridae
Gene: eif1axa
Product: eukaryotic translation initiation factor 1A X-linked a
Exons: 7
Coding region: 284-718 (144 amino acids)
Biological process (GO): translational initiation
Cellular component (GO): cytoplasm
Molecular function (GO): RNA binding; translation initiation factor activity
Source: RefSeq, a predicted model, not a curated record
GCGGAAAAGGAGUAGGAAAUGAUGAGACCGACAUAACUAAAAGUUAUCGCCUUUGUUGCUCUACCGAUUUUAAUAAAGUUUUUUCGGUGCGUUCGUUAAUGCGCACGCGCAGAUCACCGCACGAGGCGGAAGUGUGUUAUCGUGGAGGGGAGGGAAAGAGCUAGCUGAGCUAACGAGAGGUAGCUCCUUAACCCAGGUGUACAGAACACAGUGUGCAGGUUUCAUCACUGAACACUUUACUUUAGCACACUGCUGGAGGGAGGGACUGCGCUCUGUGGUGAAGAUGCCGAAGAAUAAAGGUAAGGGAGGAAAGAAUCGGCGGCGUGGUAAGAAUGAGAACGAGUCGGAGAAGAGAGAGCUGGUGUUUAAGGAGGAUGGACAGGAAUAUGCUCAGGUGAUUAAGAUGUUGGGAAACGGGCGUUUGGAGGCAAUGUGCUUUGACGGAGUGAAGAGGCUGUGUCACAUCAGAGGAAAACUCCGGAAAAAGGUCUGGAUAAACACGUCUGAUAUCAUUCUGAUCGGACUGAGAGAUUAUCAGGAUAAUAAAGCAGAUGUGAUUCUGAAGUAUAAUGCAGAUGAGGCGAGGAGUCUGAAGGCAUAUGGUGAACUCCCAGAGCACGCUAAAAUCAAUGAGACGGACACAUUUGGACCUGGUGAUGAUGAUGAGAUUCAGUUUGAUGACAUUGGAGAUGAUGAUGAGGACAUUGAUGAUAUCUGAAGGUGUGUAUGGAGGACUGCUGUGUUUACUGCAGAGAGGAAGAUCAUGCUCUCUUCUGAUUGGACAGAAUUUAUUAAACUUUUUCCGUGACUGACAAACUGGUGAUACACCUCUCUCUCUCUCUCUCUCUCUCUCUCUCUCUCUCACACACACACACACACACACACACACACACACACACA